CCUUAAUCCAUACUUGCGCAUACGCAAAAUAGGUUUAGUCGCAGAGUCUAUACUUUGAACAAAAUCCGAUCACCCCAUAUGGUGUUCACUCGGCAUCAUUCGAUCGGGCACGGCAACGCAGACUAGGGGCCUUCCCCGGUUAAGAACGGGCCAUUCGGCAAGGCUAUCGGUUUGCCUUGUCGGAUAAUAUCUGGCAUCUGGACUCUGGAGUUCUUAGAAGAUGGAACGAGCGAAGCCGAAGGAAACCCAUCGGCCAGAUGUCUCUCGACCUUGCUUCUCUUUUAUCCAGUGGUUCUACGGCCCAGCGGGUCAAGUUCCACUUUAUCGGUGGACUAAACCAGCCCCUACAAAGAUGACCCAAGGGUCCAACCGGUUAAUAUCAGUCAAUUAUAAGGCAUUGGCAUUCGAAGUUCGUGCCGAGUGUUGCCCGGUCAGUUCGUUUGGACCUUUGCCUAGAAAAUGUUGUCAAUGUUAGAUGGGUGAGACAUUUAACAUCCUGUCGAUUCCGGUUCUGCAACUGAAUGACAUGAAGCUAUUUAUCCUUGCAAUUACCAGUGCCAUCGUCCUCUAUAUAGAGACUAGUAGUUUUAUAGACACAUCAGUCCAAAACACUACGUACUUAAACGGCACAGUUUUCAAGACAUCAUUCUUCGAAUACCCCCACCAUCCCACCUCUCAUACUAUGUGUGGUAGAUGCUACGUAUUACCCGACGUCUUCGGGCUUUCUGCUGAUUGCACCGCUUCUUGAGACUUGAUUUCUAACUUUUACUCUUUUUUGUCUGCUGGUUUGGGCU
Molecule: messenger RNA, 794 nt
Organism: Aspergillus caelatus
Lineage: Eukaryota; Fungi; Ascomycota; Eurotiomycetes; Eurotiales; Aspergillaceae
Exons: 2
Coding region: 476-748 (90 amino acids)
Source: RefSeq, a predicted model, not a curated record